Molecule: messenger RNA, 2364 nt
Organism: Malus domestica (apple)
Lineage: Eukaryota; Viridiplantae; Streptophyta; Magnoliopsida; Rosales; Rosaceae
Source: RefSeq, a predicted model, not a curated record
CUAAACUGACAAUUUAGAUUUGUCAUUAGUACUCAACUGAAGAAUAAUUUUUCUAAAACAUCAUACUAAAGAAGGUAAAUGGUCAUUUGAGGAGAAAAAUCUGUGUACGACCGCCACAUACAACCUUUCUCCCAUUCUGAUGGGACCACGGGUAGAAACAGAAAGCAGGGAAUACGGAAAACCCUUUUUCUGUAUGUGUGGCCGCACAACCAUGUGGUUCGACUGGUGCAACUGAGUUCGACAGUUUCACCGGUGAACGCACCUCAGUUUCGACAGUUUCACCGGUGUACCUUCGAAUUUUCUGUCAUUGAGUGCCUCCUUUGGGAGCCCGACCAGUUCUUGGCAAGUCGGUCAGAUGAUAAAAAAUUUGUCAUUUUUCCUCUCAGCCCUUUGAGGUGAAGACUUUGAUGUGGUUAAUAGUUAAUGAAGGACCCACCAUUGUUGUACACCAAAUCUCCCUCCUCUAACGAUAUCCACACUUCCCAUCCAAUCCCAUCUCCCACCUUCAAGCCCUCAACCAUUCAUCAAAUUAUUACAAAUCUUAAAAAUAAAAAAUAAAACAGAAGUUUGCAAAUUCUUUGUCUCUGCAAUGCCAGGAACCAUCAAAGUUUCAGUUCUCGAGUUCAUAGACCUUCCUUCUUCCUCAAUAUCCAUCAAGGUUUCUAUGGGGAAAAGAGAGUGCCAAGCUUGGGACAAGGGAGACUUCACCUUCGUAUUGACGUCCCUCCGCGACAAUUUGGUUGUUCUUCUUCAAGAUUCUGAGGGUAAUGAGAUAUCACACGCAGGCGUUGAAGUUAAGUCGAUAGUCGAGAAGGGUAUUUGGGAUGACUUGUUUCCCCUCAGUGGAGGCGGGUUUGUGCGUAUGAAGUUGCAGUUUGUACUCAACGAAGAAGAGCGUAACAGAAUCCGAAUGAUGAGAGAAUCUGCACUGAAAAAGAAACAAGGGGAGUUGAUCAAUAGCAGUCCCAACAGUGUGCAAAGUACUCUGAGUGCUGGGGUGAAUGUUGCAUCAUCCUUCUACCUUCGCGAAGAGAUCUCAGCCACUUCUGCGGAUAAAACUUCAAUAGUAUUAAGAGGCUCACAAUCGGCUGUUGGCGCAACAAAUCAUCCUAAUCUUCAGGAAGAUAGGCCUCGAAACCUCGAGAAGCGGAGUCCGAUCAAGAAAACUCCUAGCAGUGUAAAGAAAAUGAUAAGCGCCUUUGAAAGCGGUUCAGCUGAGGAUAUGAGGCCUCGAAUCAAAUCACCACCAUUACAAGUUCGAUCAAAUAAGAUUAAAACAGGAGCUCUUGUGGAAAGCCAGAACUUAGAAGAACACAAGAAUAUGAUAAGUACAGAAACUGCACAGUCAAUAUCAAAAGCGGUAGAGGAUCCUUUAGGAGACUUGAAUCUUGAUUUAACAUCUGGUGAAAAAAGCGGGCACCAAAUUAGUUUACUUGGAGCUUCGGAUGCGAUUAAAUCUUCACAUCCCACUGGGAUAAAGAAUAAAUUCAAACAAUUAGAUGUGGACCAAGUAGCUGACAUAAAGAAAGGUAACUUUCCCAAAGAUUUCGUUAGACGAUCAGCAUUUGAAAUGGUUCAAGUAUCAGAGAAGAUUCUUGGUAAGCAUAGGCACGAACCUUCUGAUAUGCCGUGUGGAAAGCGACAUUCUGGGCGCAUCAAAGGUAUAGAGGAGAGUCGAGUACAAGUUUCUUCGACAAAUACUCAAAUCACCGACGUUCAAGGAGCUUCAUCUAGUGCUAAUGUAUGUACAUCAGAAGCAAACUUGGAAGAUAGGCACAUUCAAGAAGAUUCCGGUCCCAAUGUAUUAUGCACAUCAGUAGCAAACUGUGAAGAUAGGCACAUUCCCUUUGAGAGCUCCGGUGCCUGGAUUUUUCCAGAUGAAGCGAUACGCUUUUGUGUAACAACUACUGGUAAAAAAAUGAUAGAUUUGCGAGGCUGUUGCAGAGAGAAUCCAAAUAUCCAUCAACGAGAGACAAAUUUUUCACUACCAGAAAAUGUUGAAGAGCAUAACGUGGAUAAAAAAGAGGAGAAUCAAAGAAGAAGAUCAAAGGUUGAGAAUUCAUCAGAGGAGGCUGGAACUUUUGGGGGGCCAGUUGGGCAGGCAAUAAAAGUUGCAAUUAUGAUUGGCUUUGGCACACUUGUUCUCCUUACAAGACAAAGAAAAAACAGUUAAACAGAGAAGACAAUAUAUGAUCAUGCAGGAUGAGUAUUUAUUUUAAUUUCCAGUCCCUGCCAUUUCUGUAAAACUAUGGCAAAAGUUUCUCUGUGAAUAGUGUAUAGCAAGUAAAUGGGGUUUAUAAGGAUAGUAUUAUUCAUAUACCUAUGUUUACUUAUAAACAGUUUUUUAAUUUUUUGUCUUUGAUA